Molecule: messenger RNA, 1334 nt
Organism: Vanessa atalanta (red admiral)
Lineage: Eukaryota; Metazoa; Arthropoda; Insecta; Lepidoptera; Nymphalidae
Product: transmembrane protein 170A
Exons: 1
Coding region: 282-680 (132 amino acids)
Source: RefSeq, a predicted model, not a curated record
AUAAAAAAAUGUCAGAAGAAUGAAUAAAAUCGAAAAUUAAUCUCUGUCAUAAAUAUAAUAGUUUACUUAAGAUUUUUUGUAAAUUCGAAUUGCUAGUGCAUAUAUAAGAUACGCUACAUUACUUUGGCACUAAUCAAUAUGACUAAUUAUUAGUUAAUCAACGAAAGUGAAGGUGUUUGAAAUUCACACCAAACGAUAAGUUUUGGUUCUUUUUGUUUCAUUAAGACGUUUGUGAUUUUAACUGCCCCGAUGCCUGAAAGCAUAAAACUUUUAGGGACAACAUGUAUGACAUGUUGUCGGAAUUCCGAGUAUCAGAGUUUGAUUCAUUUGUGGAUAUAUUAAGGUUGACUCCAGGGGAUCCGUUAGAUACUUUUGGUGAAAUGUGGUAUCCCGUGUUUUUGUGGUCAUUGUGCUCGUCUGCCUUUGUUCAUACUUGUGCAGCACUUGUAGCAUUUGGAACUUUAAGAAAGCACAAAUAUGGGAAGUUUUUUCCUGUGUUGUUAAUAGUGAUGGGUGUGGUGAGUCCAGUUACAUCAGGUGUAGCUACUAGCGCUGCUAUCGCGUUUAUUUACCGAGCCGCCAAUUUAGCCAUGCCACCAAUACAUGCUAUGAUAUGGGGUAUAGGACAGACUAUACUGGGAGCUGGUAUUGGAUUUACAAGAAUUUUAGCUACCUUGUAAUAGUCAAAAACUAUAUCACUACAUUUUAUACAAUAAAGUUCAACAAUAAUUUGAACAAGUAAGUUCAAAGCUAUAGCUAUGUCAAUUAUAAUAGUGUAUGGUAAGGUGAAAAUAUCUUAAGAAAUGGUGCUGAAUUUCACAUAGUUUCUUAAUAUGUUUGCAUCAUAAAUAUAAAAAUACUCAUUAGUGUACACUUUGUGCUCGCUAUUAGUAGUGAUAUUUCUUUUCAUUCUUUGAGGAUUUUUUAUUUGCAUACUGUAGAUAUUAAUCACCCUUAUUGUAAAGGACUUUGUAAAGAUUGUAAACCAUCCAUGUUUUGUAGUGUAUAAAUCUUAUAGUAUAAUGAAAAUUAUGGCAAGCAAACAUUUGAUACAACUAUUUAUGUAGAUUUCUGUUUGAAUAUCACUUUGUAAAUACUUAAUUAUUUAAAAACUUGACUGAAAAUUGACAAAGUGCUUUUGAUAACGUUCAUAGAUGUAAUCGUAAUAUGCAUUCCAUAACAAUUAAAAAAAUGUCUAAAAUAUUACUCAUAAUUAAAUGCUUAUGACAAUGUAAAUUUUGACUUAAAAAAAGCUUCAUCAAAAAAUAAACAACCAUUAAUUAUGUAGUAACAGUUGGAAAAGAAAAACGUAAAGAUUGUUAAUUUGAGUUAAA